Vigna umbellata (rice bean) is the source of this 1274-nucleotide messenger RNA. The record is from RefSeq and is a predicted model, not a curated record. Lineage: Eukaryota; Viridiplantae; Streptophyta; Magnoliopsida; Fabales; Fabaceae.
UGUUUCGGAAGACACGAAAUGCCGAAGAUCUCACCUCAAAAUAAACUAUCUUCCAAAAACUUCUUAUCAUCUCACACACCAACAACGCUGUCUCUCUCUGUUCUUCUCCCUCCCACGCUCUUUCUCUGUGCCUCUCUCCAGAACCAGAAGAAGAAGCUCUGGGGAAACCGCAAGAAGAAAAAGAAAAAAAACCCACUUAUCUAACCAAAACCCACUAAACCAUUAUGACAUGCUUCACACCACACCCUUCACUUCUCUUCCUUCUCACCCUUCUCCUACCUUUAUCGUUCUUCUCUUUCUCCGCCGCCGUUGAAACCUCUGAUUUCCAUUCCUUGCGUUAUCAAGAUGGAGUUGAGGGUGGUGGUUGGGGAGAGUUCCCGAAGGUGCUACCGUGGAAAACGAGGAGAUCGAUGGAUGAAGAUGCUCCGAGCAACACGUCUCUGAUAUUGGCUCAGAGAAGAACUACGAGGAAGGACCCUUCGGACAACUUUAACCGUUACACCGGUGGUUGGAAUAUCAGCAAUCGCCACUACAUUGCUUCGGUUAUUUUCACUGCGGUUCCCUUCUUUGUUGUUGCUGCAGUCUGGUUUGUGAUUUUUGGACUUAGUUUAUCCAUAAUCUGUUUGUGCUACUGCUGUUGUCCAAGAGAGCCUUACGGUUAUUCACGUCUGGCCUAUGCUUUAUCCUUGAUCUUCCUCAUCCUCUUCACCGUUGCAGCAAUAGUUGGAUGUGUCCUUCUUUACACCUCUCAGGUGAAGUUUCACGGGAGCACCAUAAACACUCUGGAAUAUGUGGUGAGUCAGGCAGACUUCACCGCUGAAAACCUCAGGAAUGUGUCAGAUUAUCUUGAUGCAGCUAAGAAGAUUGGAGUUGAUGCCGUUUUUUUGCCUGCUGAUGUUCAGAAGGAGAUUGACGAUAUUAAGACUAAGAUUAAUUCUUCUGCUGUAGAACUUUCCAGCAAGACUAAAGAUAAUUCAGAGACAAUUAGAGAUGUCAUAGAUGCAAUGAGACUGGCUCUGGUUAUUCUUGCUGCUGUUAUGCUCUUUCUUGCAUUUGUUGGAUUCUUAUUAUCAAUAUUUGGUCUGCAAGGUCUUGUGUACUUCUUGAUCCUCAUUGGUUGGAUUCUUGUUGCUGGCACAUUUAUACUUUGUGGUAUAUUUCUCUUUCUUCACAAUGUGGUUGAAGAUACAUGUGUUGCCAUGGANUAUAUAUAUAUAUAUAUAUAUAUAUAUGUGUGUGUGUGUGUCUGUGAAUCACUGAGGCAAAGACACUAA